Messenger RNA from Lucilia cuprina (Australian sheep blowfly), 3689 nucleotides. RefSeq names its product probable serine/threonine-protein kinase nek3 (gene vri). Gene Ontology annotation, molecular function: DNA-binding transcription factor activity; DNA binding. Bases 821 to 3373 code for a protein of 850 amino acids. NCBI's taxonomy places the organism in Eukaryota, Metazoa, Arthropoda, Insecta, Diptera, Calliphoridae. Gene Ontology annotation, biological process: regulation of DNA-templated transcription; circadian rhythm. Gene Ontology annotation, cellular component: nucleus. The record is from RefSeq and is a predicted model, not a curated record. The transcript has 3 exons.
AGCUUUUCUAUUCAAUUGCGUUUUGGCAGUCAUAGCUAACGGUUGUGCUUAACAGCUAAAAGCGGAUAAAUAAAGAAAAAUUUUAAUAGACGUUUUAUUCUUUCGGAUUAUUUUAUUAUAUUAAAAAGAUUUUUUUUAUUUUGAUGUUAAGUUUGAAAAAAAAAGCUUAAGAAUAAAGAACGCUAAAAAGUUAAUUAAAUACAAAAGAAAAGUAAAUUAACAUAUUUUUUUUUUUUUUUGAGAGAAAUAAAAAAUUUCAUUAUAAACAAUAAAGUGUUAUCUAAAUGUUAAACCGUAAAUGGACUUAUACUACAAAAAACGGAAAGAAAUAAUAAAUAAAUAAAAAAUUCUAAAACGCAAAUAAUAAUUUGCAUAAUUUACAAAUUUCUAGUGAAAAUAAAUGUGUUGCAAUUUUUGCUGAGAAUUCCUGUGAAUCAUAUAUUUGCAAUAAAAAUUAUAUUAAACAAAACAAAUUAUUAAAUAUUUUUUUCUAAAAAAAAAAUAAUAAUAAAAACAAAAGAGCAAAGAACUUUAGAAAAUGUGACUGUGUUUUAUUUUAUUUUUGGUGAUUAAUGUGUAAUUUGCCAUUUUGUUAAUUUUUUGUUAAUAAUAUAUAUAUAAAAAAAGUGCAAGCAAAUUUUAUUGAAUAAUAACAAUAAUAAAUAUUUAACAAUUUUAUUUUUUUGUGACAAAACAAAGAAACAACAACAAUAUGCGCAACAGUUAUUAAAAUCCAAAUAAAACAAUUAUUGUGUAAAAGAUUAAAUAAAAUAGAAAAAAAAUCUAAAAAAAAAACGUUAAACAAACAAUUGAAUUUAAAAUGUCGAUUGUUUGUACUUUAGAACCCAAAGUGAAUUUAUUUAAAGGUCCUGUGGCUACAAAAAAUUUACUUGUUCUAAAAAACAACAUUGUAAAUAGCAACAGCAACAACAACAACAGCAGCAAUAUUAAUUGCAAUAACAAUAACAGCAACAACAGCAACCAUAUUAAUAUAAUUAAUAACAAUAAAACUUCAGCUGUUAACAAUAAAUUAUUAACGGAUACAACAACUGCAACGUUACAAAAUUCCAUCACAAAUAAUUCUAUCAAAGAAAAAUCUUUAAACGCUCAGUCAGCAACACAACAUACAAAAGUAACAGAUUUUAAAUCGCGUAUAUCAGUUACAGAGUUUGUAAGACGUAACACUAAUCUGGGAACUCCCCUAACUAUUAACACCAACAGUGAUCUAAUAGAACUGCAUCAACAGCAACAACAACAACUACAGCAGCAUCAGCAACAAAUCCAACAUCACCAACAGCAACAGCAGCAACAACAGCACAGAUUAAUAACGGCUGCCAACACAAAUAUGCCAGAAGUUUUACAUGCAGCAGCAGUUAAUAGUCUGAAUACAGCAAAAUAUCAUCAACACCACCAACAGCAGCAACAACAGCAUCAAGCACUAACUCCAGUAACAGCAGCAGCAGCGGCCGCCGCCAUGGCCAUGAAUACAGUACGCAUGUCCACUAUAUCGCCUACACUGUCAAUGAAUGGCAGUUCAAAUGAGGCCACCAAUAUGCAUAGUCUUUCUAUGUAUAAUGGUCCGGUCAGUCCACAAUCUAGUGAUUCAGGUCAUAGCAUGUCGGAUAUGCAUAUAUCACGGGAUGGCAAAUAUGUUACCUUUAAUGGUGAACACAUGACGAAACAACAGGCAAAUGCCGCCAAGGAAUUAUUCUCACAGCGUAAACAACGUGAAUUUACACCGGAUUGCAAGAAAGACGAUAGUUAUUGGGAUCGUCGUCGACGCAAUAAUGAAGCCGCCAAGAGGAGUCGUGAAAAGAGACGUUACAAUGAUAUGGUUUUGGAGCAACGUGUAGUGGAAUUAACAAAAGAGAAUCAUGUUCUAAAGGCUCAAUUGGAUGCCAUUAAAGAUAAAUUCAAUAUAUCCGGUGAGAAUUUAGUGAGUGUAGAGCAAAUCUUAGCUUCGCUACCCACCAGUGAGCAGGUUUUGAGCAUAACUAAGAGAGCCAAAAUGGCUAAUCCCUCCACGGCAAAUACACAAAAUAAUUUCAAUAGUAAUUCUGCUAACACUAACAAUGGUUUACUCUAUAGUUCCUCCCAAACACCCGGCACAGCACUUCUGCAACAGAAGUCCGCUAACGAGGUGUUGAGUUCAACUAACGACAAGUUACCUUCACAAACAGUUAUUAAGCCUAAUGGUUUGCCUGCAGCAGUAGCCACAUCACCCACCACUCCCUCCUCUACGUCGUCGGCUACAAAUGUAUCUUUACAUUUGGCUGCAACACAGGGUCCUAAUACCGUCCAAUCACCUCAGUCCCUAUAUGCAGCCUCGAGCACAGGCGGCGUUCAUUAUAAUUCUGCAAAUUUAAGUGAAAAUCUUACACCUGCAACACAACAUGCCCAACAUCAUGUGGUAACAGCCGCCGCCUCUACCACGGUGAAUACCCAACCGCCCACUAAUUUACAAAAUCUACAUGUUUUACAAGCCCUCAAUCGUCGCUGUGACUUGGAUAAUUUGCGCAAAGUUGUCGCUGUAGUAGAUGCCAUCAAUACAAAUGGUGAUUUACAAACGUCGGUUAGUGGCCUAUAUACAAAUGCUCAAUCUGCUGCUCUUUAUGCCGGAGCUGCUCAACACAUAAAUCUGUAUUCCCAGUUCACUAAAGAGGAUCAUGGUUAUAUGUCAACUAAUGAAACUUCACCGGUUAGCAGUAAUGUGGGUGAUUCGGUGACCUCAUCAUCGGCUCGUGCUAAUGCCAGUGUUUUGAAUCUUUCAAGGCGUGCCAGCACUCCCACGGCCUAUGAAAACAUGCUGUCCUCAACUACCUCCUCCUCAAGACUUUCCUCCAUGUCGUCGGCCUCCUCGUCGGGUGCCGUUUCCGGUGAUGACGAUCACGAAGCCGACAAUGAAAUGCCAGAAGAAUCAAAUGAACAUAAUCUCGCCAGUACUACUACCAGUCCCCUCAGCACAGACUCCAACAAUUGCUUGCCGCUUAAACUAAGACACAAAUCCCAUUUGGGCGAUAAGGAUGCAGCCGCCAAUGCUUUACUUGCCCUUCAGCACAUUAAACAGGAACCGAUUAGCAGUAGAGCCUCACCACCUGGUUGGGCUGAUAAUUCCGGUGAUAAUAGUAGUGAUGAAAGAGAUUCGGGUAUUUCUAUACCCAGUCCCGAGUGGACAGCACAGUAUCAACGUAAGGUAUUAGUGGCGGGCAAAGAUAGCUGUACAGCUUCAGCUGUGGUAACAGUAACACCGUCGGAGAGAGAUCAUAUUUUAAAAUCACAAUUGGCUAGAUUAGAAUCAGAAGUUGCUACUAUUAAGAAUAUGAUGAUUUAUUCAUCAGAUCAAAAUUUAAUACAACAAGAUCUUAAAAUAUAAAUAGAGAGAAAAAAGGAAAAGAUAAUGGAAAAGAGAGGGAGAAGGGAUGCAAUGUAAAGAGAGAAUGACUUACUAUUACACUCUAUAAGUUUAAGAAGAGCUUACAUUUUGAGAAGUUUUUUGUUUAAUGAGAGACAAGUUUUAAACUAAUUAUUGUCAGAGUCUGAGAAACAAGUGAUCUAUCUGUUUUGUUUUCUGAAAUCAAGAGAGUAAAAUAGCUCUUUGUCUAUCUCAAGUUUAAAACAAUUGGAAUAUUUAAGAUUUUUGCUAUCAAAUUAUUUUGAGAAUUUUUUAACUAGUUAGCGUCAGAGAGAGA